AUGGCCGCGCGCCCCGGCCCGCUCUGGCUCCUGGGCCUGGCGCUGUGCGCGCUGAGCGGCGGCGGCCCCGGCCCGCGGCCCCCGCCCGGCUGCCCGCCCCGCCGCCUGGGCCCGCGCGAGCGCCGCGACCUGCAGCGCGAGAUCCUGGCGGUGCUCGGGCUGCCCGGGCGGCCCCGGCCCCGCGCGCCGCCCGCCGCCGCCCGGCCGCCCGCGUCCGCGCCGCUCUUCAUGCUGGACCUCUACCACGCCAUGGCCGGCGACGACGACGAGGACGGCGGGCCCCCCGAGCGGCGCCUGGGCCACGCCGACCUGGUCAUGAGCUUCGUCAACAUGGUGGAGCUCGACCAUGCCCUGGGCCACCAGGAGCCCCACUGGAAGGAGUUCUGCUUUGACCUGACCCAGAUCCCGGCGGGGGAGGCGGUCACAGCUGCUGAGUUCCGGAUUUACAAGCUGCCCAGCACCCACCCGCUCAACAGGACCCUCCACGUCAGCAUGUUCGAGGUGGUCAGGGAGCGGGCCAACAGGGAGUCUGACUUGUUCUUUUUGGAUCUUCAGACGCUCCAAGCUGGGGACGAGGGCUGGCUGGUGUUGGACGUGACAGCAGCCAGCGACCACUGGUUGUUGAACCGUAACAAGGACCUGGGACUCCGGCUCUAUGUGGAAACGGAGGAUGGGCUCAGCGUGGAUCCUGGCCUGGCCGGUCUGCUGGGGCGACGGGCACCGCGCUCCAAACAGCCGUUCGUGGUCACUUUCUUCAGAGCGAGCCCCAGCCCCGUCCGAGCCCCUCGGGCAGUGAGGCCCCUGAAGAGGAGGCCUCAGAAAAAAACCAACGAGCUGCCGCACCCCAACAAACUCCCAGGGAUCUUCGAUGACGUCCACGGCUCCGACGGCCGGCAGGUUUGCCGGCGGCACGAGCUCUACGUCAGCUUCCAGGACCUUGGCUGGCUGGACUGGGUCAUCGCCCCCCAAGGCUACUCAGCCUAUUACUGUGAGGGGGAGUGCUCCUUCCCGCUGGACUCCUGCAUGAACGCCACCAACCACGCCAUCCUGCAGUCCCUGGUGCACCUGAUGAAGCCAGACGCAGUCCCCAAGGCGUGCUGCGCGCCCACCAAGCUGAGCGCCAUCUCCGUGCUCUACUACGACAGCAGCAACAACGUCAUCCUGCGCAAGCACCGAAACAUGGUGGUCCGGGCCUGCGGCUGCCACUGAGGGACCCCCACCGCUGCAGCGCUUCCCCCGGGAUCGGGCCCCUGGCCAGAGGCAGGAGCCCUGCAAACCCAGCCAGCGGAGGCAGGGUUGGCACGGGGGCCCUCAGACAUCAACAUGUCUGUGCCCUUCCCUCCUUCCGGCCAGGCUGGAUCCUCUCCAGGCCCCUCUGCCUCCCUCCCCUGCCUGAGCUUGUGACAGACCUCUGGCCUCCAGUCCUGGUGUUCCGAGUCAUCAA
Diceros bicornis minor is the source of this 1444-nucleotide messenger RNA. Its product is annotated as bone morphogenetic protein 8B-like. The coding region runs from base 1 to 1209 and encodes 402 amino acids. NCBI's taxonomy places the organism in Eukaryota, Metazoa, Chordata, Mammalia, Perissodactyla, Rhinocerotidae. The transcript has 7 exons. Gene Ontology annotation, biological process: SMAD protein signal transduction. Gene Ontology annotation, molecular function: growth factor activity; cytokine activity. The record is from RefSeq and is a predicted model, not a curated record. Gene Ontology annotation, cellular component: extracellular region.